Rhizophagus irregularis DAOM 181602=DAOM 197198 is the source of this 1566-nucleotide messenger RNA. RefSeq lists its product as uncharacterized. NCBI's taxonomy places the organism in Eukaryota, Fungi, Glomeromycota, Glomeromycetes, Glomerales, Glomeraceae. Gene Ontology annotation, molecular function: methyltransferase activity. The record is from RefSeq and is a predicted model, not a curated record.
AAAAAAAAAAAAAAAAGCAAAAAGUUUUUUUUAAAAAAAAAAUUUCCCUUUUACUUUUCUUUUUUUUCUUUAAACUUUUUUUUUAAAAAAAAUAUUUUUUUCUAAAUUAUAAAAAUAAUAAAAAAAAUUAUUUAAACAUGGGACUUAAACAAUCCAAACAUAUUACCACUACUACUUUAGUAAAUAGUUCGAAGGACAGACCUGAUGUAUUAUUAAAAGGGGAAAGAAGAAAAAAAUUCCGUUCUUUCCGUUCAUCAGGAAUAUUAUUUGAUGGAACUUCAACUUUGGAAAAUUGGAGAUUCUCACAUGGUGGAAAAAGAAUACAUAACUUGAAAAAUGCAAAAUUAUUAGGUCCUAUCAUUGAUGAAGAAGUCGAAAGAUUACAAAGACAACAUAGAUUAUUUAAACGUAUUUGGCAAAGCAAUUAUUCUUCUCCUGUUGAAGAAAGAUUAAAAAGUGGUGGUGCAAGAAUUCUCGAUGUUGGGUGUGGACCAGGUACAUGGACAAUCGAAAUGGCAGAAUCAUAUCCAAAAUCAACAUUCACUGGUGUAGAUUUUGCUCCAAUAUUCCCACAAGAAAAGAGACCCGUUAACGCAAAAUUCCUUCAAGCAAAUAUACUUGAUGGUUUGCCAUUCUUGGAUGAUACAUUUGACUUUGUUCAUAUGAGACUUUUAGUAACGGCUUUUUCAGCAAAAGAAUGGGAAGAAAAAGUUAUUCCAGAAUUAGCCAGAGUAACAAGACAAGGAGGUUGGGUCGAAUUCAUGGAAAGUGAUAUUCAAUAUUUUAAUGAAGGUCCAGUAACACAACGUUUAUCGAAUGCAUUAAUGGCAUUUAUGAAAGGAAAAGGUAUACUUCAACCAAUAGAUUCUUAUGUUCCAAACUCGAUGGAAUCUUGUGAAAAAUUUGAAAAAGAAAUCAAGAUUGAAGAAAAGUCAUGUUUUGUUGGAAAAUGGGCAGGAGAAUUAGGUCAAUUGGCUGUAGAUGACAUAACAAAAGGAUGGGCUGCAGUCAAGUUACCGAUGUCAACGAUGAUGGGUGCAAAACCAAGUGAAUACGAUGAUGCUAUACAAAUUUUUGCCAAAGAAGUUGAACAAUAUAAAACAUCUUUCAAAACUUGGCGAUUCUUUGGACAAAAGAUUUCAACCACAUCAUCAUCAGCUAUAACAACACCGUCAUCAUGGGAUCAAUCGGAACAAUCACAAUAAAUUUAAAAAAAAAAAAUAUUAAAUUUAAAAUAUAAUUUUUUUUUUACUUCGAAUAAUUUGAUUACUCCUUAUAAAUUUUCACAACAUAUAAACAAACAUUCUAAUUAUAUACAUAUUCAUUAAUACUUAUUAUUAUUAUUUUUAAUUAUCUUCAACAUUGUAUUUUUUAAUUAUUGUAAAUUAUUUUUUAUUUUAUCUUUUUCUUUUUUUAAAAAUGAGAUUUUUCAAGAGAAGAGAUAAUUUUAUUUUUUUAAAGAUUUUUCAUAUUAUUUACGUUUAAUAUAUAUACAUAUAUAUUUUUUUUUUUCAAAGAAAAUUACUAAAUUAUUAAAUUACAACGAAAAAAAAAAAAAAAGAAAAA